UGGAUCGAAUCCGCCGAAGGGCUUGUAUUGAUAAAACUAUCAACACUCGACCGAACUAGGACAGUGUGAUCAAUGAUUUUAAGAGUACACACACCAUAGACUUAUAUCUUAUGUAGUAAAUGAGUUUCAUACUGUGCUUUCACGAGGGAUAUAAAUCUCAAUUGCGCAAUCACGGAACUCAUGAAACGGCCAUCUCUGAGAAUAGUACUGGUAUCGUAUUCGCUAUGUGGCUAAGCGAACCAAGAAAAUGUAUUUUGAUCGCCAUGAUCGUCUUCUGCCAUGUCUACAUGCAAGCCCAUGUUUGCACUGCCGCGGAAAGAACUGGGAACUUCGAUGCCGCCCUACCAGUUGGCUGCAAAGAUACCACGGCGGGUAAAACUAGCUCAAUCUGCUGUACACAGACGUCAUUUGAUAAAAUCAUAUCAGCCAUCAAAAUGUAUGGUGAAAACCUAGUGAGUUUAAAUAUUGAUCAAUGUCAACCUCAAGUCAAUCGGUCUCUCACCCCAGAAACAUUUGCCAAAAACAACAACCUAGCGAGCUUACGAAUAUCUGAGUGUAAAAUCGUCAACAUAGAACCGGGUACAUUCCAAGGGCUCACCAAACUGUGCAAUUUGACCUUAACGAACAACGAAAUCACAAAGAUAGUUACUGGAACCUUUAGAGGACUCCACCUCCUUUUGGAACUCAACUUGGACUCAGCACAGGAGAAAGUUCUUACCAUUGAAAAUGGAUCGUUUAGUGAUCUUCGAAAUUUGAAAACAUUAUCAAUGGGCCAGCCUCAAGGAACUUUAGUGGCGUCUCCGUACCUCCUUCAUGGGUUGACAAGUCUAGAAAAUCUCGACCUAUCGGGUUUCAGCGUUACUCACACAGAGAUACCAAUCGGGCUUAAUACUUCUGUUUUAUUCAAAGACCAAGAGACCUCGCUGCAACAACUGAUCCUCGGAGAAACUGAUAUUAGCAAUGAACAGUUGCCCUUUUUUAAAAAUCUGAAAGCGCUUAAACAACUUACUCUAAUAAAUAACCAUAUCGCAUAUAUCAUUAAAGAAUCACUACCAACGCUUCAAAAUGGUGGAUACCUGGGUCUUUCCGACAACAAUAUAAUGUACAUUGAAUCUAGUGCAUUGUCAAUGUACACCGAAGUGAAUAACAUAACAAUUACACUCGCCGGUAACCCGUUUUACUGCAAUUGCGACCUUUUAGGGUUUUCAAGAUGGCUUCGUAAGGUCAAUUCAAGUGGCAUCGUCUUGGAUAUGGAUUCGAUAAUCUGCGGUGGUCCUGUUGCUGGUUUCGGGCAAAGGGUGGUUGACUAUGAUGCGUAUUGGUGGCAAUGCAGCCAGUAUGUACCUCUCAUUGCUCUGCUGUUCAUAAUCGCCCUGGCCAUGAUCAUGGCCAUCGUUGCUUUGAUUGUAUACUGCAACUGGGUCAAUAUAAAAUACUGGUGGUUGGAAAGAAGGGUAAGCAGCGGGGAAGAAGGUUCACAAGUAAAUGACGAGCAACACGCCCUGCUUAGGGUAGAUGCAGAUACCCAGAUCUCGGGAAAAACCGGUGCCUACAUCAUCUAUAACAUGGAGGAACAGCAUAUAAUGCAAUGGGCAAACCAGCACUUGGAGGAAAUGCUGCAGAACCACAAAAUGAAGAUCAGCCUGCAGUGGCCGGCGGGUCCCCGGUUUAUCCCGUUGUGGAAACAGAUUAAGGACCAUGGGUUCGAUGUCAAGCAUUACUUAGUCAUUGUGACUGACGACUUCAUCGAGAACCAGUGGCCGGAAAUACGUGAGAAAAGCGAAUUGAAGAACAUCAGAAAAUUCGUGCUCGUUCUGAUGGGUAAGAAACGAAGUGACUUGCCCAAGUCUUUGGUGAGAUUGGGCGCGCCCUGCUUCGAAUGGCCUGAGACCAAACCAUUUCUGUCCACUUUGAAACGUGAAAGGGAGCUGUUUUGGAAGCGCGUGAGGAUUGCUUUGAAAGGAAAUGUGUAAGAUAAGAACAUGUGGUUUUACGUUAGGUAUGACAGAGAGCAAUUAUAUUUCGUGUUGACCUCACUGAGUAUUAUUCAAGACAAUAAAACAAAUCUUUAAUAUGCGAACUUUGCAGAGCUUGAAGGGAAGACAGAAAGCUGAUGCGCAUGGUAGAUAUAAUAUGUAUGUGUUUCUGUGUACCACGAUCCCUAUAAAAAACUACUUGUAAGCUUAUAUCUCGAAUGCAACGACUACAGUACAGCAUCGGGCGAUCUUAGCUCCAUCCACAUUGAGUGGCAUUCUUACAAACAGUAGUUCAUUUUCAUUCGGUAACAGAAAAAUGAAUAAACUCUAAUUCUUCCUCGAAGAAAAACAAAACUCCUUCCUUCCUUGUUGGUUGUGAAUACUUCUCACACCUUAGCCGAAAAUGCAGCUCGUUUGGAACAAAAUUUUAAGAACGGUACGGAAACAUUCUAUCUUUUUUCUCCAGGGCGUGGUUGUUUAAAACAAGUUAGCCACCAACUUAGUGCCGAGUCAAAUGGGCUUAACUGAACAUAACGCCAAGUUAAUAUAACGCCAACGUUCAAAUCGUUCACAGCGUUCUCGGGAGUCCGGGCCGAUCUAAACCUACCCAAUGCGGAACACUGUGCCGCCAUGCUCAGAAAUGGGAUAUGAGAACUGGAUAUCAGUCAUACCAAUUUUCAAUCAUACAAUGUCCUAAUAUGGAUUAACCAAGGCAAAAGUAGCUCUGAGGAGAAGUGAGAAUAUAUUUUCAGCUGAUUGAUGCCACUCAUGUCCUUAUCUGCUCAUUAUCAUACCGGGAAAUAAAAUG
Molecule: messenger RNA, 2784 nt
Organism: Lineus longissimus
Lineage: Eukaryota; Metazoa; Nemertea; Pilidiophora; Heteronemertea; Lineidae
Product: toll-like receptor 4
Exons: 2
Coding region: 120-1973 (617 amino acids)
Cellular component (GO): extracellular matrix
Molecular function (GO): protein binding
Source: RefSeq, a predicted model, not a curated record